ACAUAAAAGCUAACCAUGAAAAUAGAAGCAGCAAAUAAGAGUGCAACAGCAAUCAAAAUAUAUAACAUAUUCAAGGAACAGAGACAGAUUAAAAACAGCAAAUUAAAACCACGUUCCAAAUGGCUUCAGAAAAAAGGAGGUUUUAUCAGCUUCUGGGAAGUUAUCAAUAAAGAAGUGAGACGGGCCUGCCUUGGAAUGUCAAAAUUCUAUAAGCUCUCUGCUGCAAAUUUGCCUGCCUGCAUUAUCUUCCCACAGUCUCUAUGCCGUAAAACAGAAAUGAAGGUACACAUGCACACACAAUUUUGCUUCAUUUGUUUGCUGACAUUUGUCUUUCAUCAAUGCCACCAUUGCCAUAGUGCUAAAGAGGGCCAAAGUCACAACCACAGUGACUAUCAGAUCUCACAGAGCCCGUAUCUCCAGAAUGGAAGGACAGAACCUGCACCGAGUAAGGAAGCGGAAGUCAAGCAGAAAUACUACAUUGAAAAGCUCUUUGACCUCUAUGGUGAAAAUGGGAAACUCUCAUUUUUUGGUUUGGAGAAAUUGCUGACGAGCCUGGGCCUUGGAGAAGUCAAAGUAGUGGAAAUAAACCACGAGGACAUUGGCCACGAUUAUGUUUCUCACUUAGAUGUAAUAGAGGUACAAGAAGGAAAUCAUUCUCAUUCCCACAGCCAUCCCCAUCCCCAUAGUCACUCAGGUUCAGAAAACCAGACUGUGAAUGAAGGGUCUGCCAAAAAAUCCCGGAAGUGUGACCCUGAAAAAGAAGUGGCCGCGCCGUCUUUAAAGCACGACCACAGCAACCGCAGGCGCCACCACCCGCAUCGGCACCGCCACCACCCGCACCACCACCUUGACCAUAAUGGUACCCAUCACUCUCAUAACGAUUCCAUGGGUGCCAGUGAUCAAGGGGAGCCAAGUCAUGAGCCUUCCACCGAAACCAACACGACUCAGGAGCAGAGUGAGAAAAAGCCGCGCAAACACAAGAAGCGAUGGAAAGACAAAGCGCAGGACUUUCCUCCUGGUCAUGACGCCAACGAGCAGCAUGAACACAAUCAUGUUCACAAACAGGACCACGUCCACGACGCGUCUCCCCCACGCGUGCAGUUUCUUGACCACGAUAACGAUCCUUCAGCUACUCACGGGCAUCAGCAUUCAAAUCCUGCCAGUGGGGAUGGAUAUCGGCAUGCUAGCAAGCGUGAAGCCCCUCAAAAGCCGAAGCGUGCCGUCCGUUCAGCACACAGCCACAAGGACCAUCACGAAGAUGAACACCGUCACGAAGAGUGUUUAAACGUCACACAGCUGCUAAGGCAUUAUGGUCUUCGCCCCAAUUCUCCCAUUUCCCCCAACUUGUUUACAUACCUGUGUCCUGCGUUGCUGUAUCAGAUUGACAGAAGACUUUGUAUCAAACAUGAAGAUCUGUUGACUGCAGACUUGAGCAAAGGAAAAAAUGCAUCGCUUGAGGAUACAGAUAAAACAGGCGCAUCGGCUUGGAUUUGUGGCAUCAUUUCUAUCACAGUCAUUAGCCUGCUGUCCUUGCUAGGUGUGAUCUUGAUUCCUAUAAUUAACCAAGGGUGCUUCAAAUUUCUCCUCACCUUCCUGGUUGCUCUUGCUGUAGGAACCAUGAGUGGAGAUGCGCUACUUCAUCUGUUGCCACAUUCUCAAGGGGUGCACAACCACAGCCAUCACGAGGGACACGGUCACCAGCAUGAGCACCAGCAUCUUCACGGCCAUUCCCAUGGGCACGAUGGAAUGGUCCAGAGCUUCCUCGAAGAGUAUGAUGCUGUACUGAAAGGACUGGUGGCGCUUGGUGGGAUUUACCUCCUGUUCAUUAUCGAACACUGCAUCCGAAUGUUCAAGCACUACAACAAACAAAGGACUAAACAGAAAUGGUGUAAGAAAAAACAAAAGGUGGACGAAUCACCAAUUGGGAGGAAACUUUCAGAUCACAAGCUAAACAGGCCUGAUGCUGACUGGCUUCAGCUCAAGCCUCUGGCAGGAGCAGAUGAUUCUGUUUUAUCUGAUGAUCGACUUAACGAAACGGAGCUCACUGACCUAGACGGCCAGCUGGACUCCCUGCCAAAGGCCUUCCUGACCGUAGAGGAGGAGAACAGCAUGCUCCACGCCCACAACGAUGUCUCCCACGUCGUUCGAGACAACGACCUGCCUGACCCGGAGUACGAAAGCAACCACCGGAAGGAUAAAAGCGCUGUGAGGAAGCACAACCACCUCUGGUCGCACAAACACUCCCAUCAUUCCCACGGACACUGCCAUUCUGGCAAAGACCUGAAAGACACCGGGAUAGCCAAUAUAGCCUGGAUGGUAAUCAUGGGAGACGGCAUCCACAAUUUUAGCGAUGGCUUGGCCAUUGGAGCAGCUUUCAGUGCUGGCUUGACAGGAGGAAUCAGCACAUCCAUAGCAGUAUUUUGUCAUGAGCUUCCCCAUGAAUUGGGGGACUUUGCGGUGCUUCUAAAAGCAGGCAUGACUGUGAAGCAGGCCAUUGUUUACAACCUCCUCUCGGCCAUGAUGGCUUAUGUAGGCAUGCUAAUAGGAACAGCUGUGGGACAAUACGCCAAUAACAUCACCCUCUGGAUCUUUGCCGUCACGGCCGGCAUGUUCCUCUACGUAGCCCUUGUGGAUAUGCUUCCGGAGAUGCUCCACGGGGACGGAGACAACGAAGAGCACGGCUACUGUCCUGUGGGGCAGUUCAUCCUCCAGAAUUUAGGGCUGGUCCUGGGAUUUGCCAUCAUGUUGGUGAUUGCCCUUUAUGAAGACAAAAUAGUGUUGGACAUCCAGUUUUGACCAUUUCCAGUACAUU
Messenger RNA from Elgaria multicarinata webbii, 2812 nucleotides. It is a transcript of the gene SLC39A10, whose product is annotated as solute carrier family 39 member 10. Gene Ontology annotation, cellular component: plasma membrane. Gene Ontology annotation, molecular function: zinc ion transmembrane transporter activity; monoatomic cation:bicarbonate symporter activity. NCBI's taxonomy places the organism in Eukaryota, Metazoa, Chordata, Lepidosauria, Squamata, Anguidae. Bases 16 to 2796 code for a protein of 926 amino acids. Gene Ontology annotation, biological process: zinc ion import across plasma membrane; intracellular monoatomic cation homeostasis. The transcript has 10 exons. The record is from RefSeq and is a predicted model, not a curated record.